AUGUCUUCCAGUAAUGACCUGUGUUCAAUUUCCAUGUCCCAAAGAAACUCUGAUGAUCUCCCUGAGACAACUUCCAGUGAUAAGAAAGGGCCUGUGUUGAGUUUUCACAAUGUCUCUUAUCAUGUAAAAGAGAAGAAAUGCUUUCCAUUUAAUCAAAAAACAACUGAGGAAAAGGAACUAUGGAAUAUCAAUGGGAUCAUGAAACCUGGUCUUAAUGCCUUCGUGGGACCCCAAGGUGGAGGCAAAUCACUGUUAUUAGAUAUCUUAGCUGCAAGGAAAGAACCAAGAGUAUUAUAUGAAAAUGUUUGGGUACAUGAAGUACCUCACCCUGACAAUUUCCAAUGUAAUUCAGGAUAUGUGGUACAGGAUGAUGUCGUGAUGAGCACCCUGACAGUGAGAGAAAACAUGUGGUUCUCAGCUUCUCUUCGACUUCCAACAACUAUGUCAAAGAAGAGAAAAAAUAAGCGAAUCAAAAAGGUCAUUGAAAAGUUAGGUCUCUGUGAAGUGGCAGAUUCCAAGGUAAUUUAUCAAUUUCUGUAUGUGAAAUCUAAAGGAGAAAGAAAAAUGAUUUGCAUAGGAAUGGAGCUGAUCCUUGAUCCUUCCAUCUUGUUCCUGGAUGAGCCCACAACUGGUUUAGACUGGAACACAGCAUAUAAGGUCAUUAAACUCCUGAAAAGCCUUUCAGAGCAGGGAUGAACAAUCAUCUUCUCUAUUUAUCAGCCUCAGUAUUCCAUCGUCCAGCUAUUUGACAGCCUCACCAUAUUGGCCUCAGGAAAACUAAUGUACCAUGGUCCUGCCAAGAUGGCUUUGGAGUACUUCAAAUCAGCAGGUUACAGCUGUGAGCACUACACCAAUCCUGCUGAAGUCUUCUUUGAUGUCAUUAAUGGUAUAAUAAAGCAAAAGUCAGAAGCCAACAACACUGAAAUGCCUUCAACGAAUGAAAAGUCAGUCAUAGAAGCAUUAGCUGAUUUUUAUGAAAAAUCCCCCAUCUGUGGAGAAACAAAAUCUGAACUAGAACGAAUCUCAAAUGAUCAGAACAAGAAGAGCUUAUUCAGGGAGGAGAUCACCUAUGUUACCUCUUUUGGUCAUCAGCUCAUAGGCAUCACCUGGCGUUCAUUCCAAAACUUGGUGGGUCGUCCCCAGCCCUGGAUAAAACAGAUAAUUUCCACAUUCAUUCUGGGAAUUAUUGUAGGCGCUACUUUCCUUUGGCUAAAAAUUGAUUGUACUGAAAUACAAAAUAGAGCAGCAGUGCUGUUCUUCCUGAUGGCUCACCAGUGUUUCAGCAGCGUGUCAGCCGUGAAACUCUUUGUGGUCCAGAAGCAGCUAUUUCUACAGGAGCACAUCUGUGGAUACUACAGGGUGUCGUCUUAUUUCCUUGGAAAUAUUUUAUCUGACUUACUAGCCAGGAGGUUCUUGCCAAGUUUUAUAUUUACUUUUAUAGUAUACUUCGUGGUGGGAUCAAAACCAGCAGUGGAGGCUUUCUUCAUCAUGAUCUUUACCCUCAUGAUGAUGGCUUUUUCAUCCAUUUCCAUGUCACUGGCCAUAGGAAUAAGUCAUAGUGAUGCUGUCUACCUGCCUUUCAUGCUGGUGUUAGAGAACUGCCAGCCGUGUAAGCAGCAGAGCUUGUUUGGUUGGAUUCAUUAUUCCCCAAGGUGA
This is a messenger RNA of Marmota monax (woodchuck), 1656 nucleotides long. Its product is annotated as broad substrate specificity ATP-binding cassette transporter ABCG2-like. Gene Ontology annotation, cellular component: plasma membrane. Lineage: Eukaryota; Metazoa; Chordata; Mammalia; Rodentia; Sciuridae. Gene Ontology annotation, molecular function: ATP hydrolysis activity; ABC-type transporter activity; ATP binding. The record is from RefSeq and is a predicted model, not a curated record. The transcript is spliced from 14 exons.